Molecule: messenger RNA, 3957 nt
Organism: Ictalurus furcatus (blue catfish)
Lineage: Eukaryota; Metazoa; Chordata; Actinopteri; Siluriformes; Ictaluridae
Product: dynamin-1-like protein
Exons: 17
Coding region: 451-2427 (658 amino acids)
Biological process (GO): mitochondrial fission
Cellular component (GO): microtubule; mitochondrion; membrane
Molecular function (GO): GTP binding; microtubule binding; GTPase activity
Source: RefSeq, a predicted model, not a curated record
CCAGGAAGGACGCUGAGGAAGUGAAUUAUUAUUUUUUUGUUGUUAAAUAAACCGUUUCAUUUCCUUAUAAUGACACGAAUAAAGCUGUGAUUAGACUGACAUUAAGAAAAACAUCAUUUUGAAUUUAGUUUGAAUUGGAGGUCAGCCUUUUUAUGAUACGCCUGUGCAGUAAAUGAAUCGUGGAAUGAUGAAGAACCUGUAGGACAACUAUAAAAUGCUGUUUCGCUUUCACGCCUGCACCUACACCCGGGUAAACAAUUUUUAGGAUCCCUGAAGGAAGUGUUUAUCUUUUUCAAAUUGAUGUCAUCGUCCACAUACAGAAUAAUGAAAUAAAAGAAAAGAAAACACACCUAUAGUAGAAACCCAAUACACAACAUAGAUCACCGAUUAAACAGACAUUUUGAGGUAUUGCAUAUUCUCUCUCCCUCUCUCUCUCUCUCUCUCUCAGAGAUGGAGACUUUAAUCCCCAUCAUUAACCGGCUGCAGGAGGUCUUUCUCACCGUCGGAGCCGAGGUCAUUCAGCUCCCUCAGAUCGUCGUAGUUGGCUCACAGAGCAGUGGGAAGAGUUCUGUGCUGGAAAGUCUGGUCGGACGAGAUUUUUUACCCCGUGGUUCAGGAAUAGUCACGCGGCGCCCUCUAGUGUUGCAGCUUGUCAACGUCCCGGCACUGGAGGAGCGCCGGAAACAGGAGAAUGGAAUCAAAGCUGAGGAGUGGGGAACCUUCCUUCACUGCAAACACCAGGUUUUUACGGAUUUCACCGAAAUUCGAAAUGAAAUCGAGGAGGAGACUGACCGCAUCGCUAACAACAAGGGUAUCAGCGCAGAACCCAUCCACCUGAAGAUUUACUCCCCUAACGUUCUAAACCUCACCUUGGUCGACUUGCCUGGAAUCACCAAGGUGCCAGUUGGUGACCAGCCAGAAGAUAUUGAGACUCAGGUUCAGGAGAUGAUCCUGUCCUUCAUCUCCAACCCUAACUCCCUGAUUCUGUGUGUAUCUCCGGCUAACUCAGACCUGGCCACUUCAGACGCACUAAAACUGGCCCGUGAGGUCGACCCUGAUGGUCGGAGAACUCUGCUCGUCGUGAGUAAACUCGAUCUGAUGGAUGCUGGGACGGACGCACUGGAGGUUCUGCUUGGACGCAUCAUUCCUGUCAGGCUCGGCAUCAUUGGCGUGGUCAACAGGAGCCAGCAUGACUUGAACACUCAGAAAAGUGUAGCAGAUGCGUGCCGUGACGAGCAGGCGUUCCUGCAGCGCUACUAUCCGUCUUUAGCGUCACGCUGUGGCUCACGCCACCUGGCACGCACGCUGAGCCGUCUGCUCAUGCACCACAUCCGCGAGUGUCUGCCCGAGUUAAAGGCACGCGUGACGACGCUGAGUGCCCAGUUCCAGGCGCGUCUGAGCAGCUACGGGCAGCCAGUGGAAGACUACAGCGCCACCCUGCUGCAGAUCGUCACCAAGUUUGCUUCGGACUACUGCAACACCAUCGAGGGCACGGCCCGACACAUCCAGACCUCUGAGCUAUGCGGCGGCGCUCGGAUCUGUUAUAUAUUCCACGAGACGUUUGGCCGAACCCUGCAGUCCAUCGACCCGCUGGGAGGACUCACCGAGCUGGACGUCCUCACGGCCAUCCGAAACGCCACGGGUCCACGGCCAGCGCUGUUUGUUUCUGAGGUGAGCUUUGAGCUGCUGGUGAAGAAGCAGAUUAAGAGACUGGAGGAGCCGAGCCUGCGCUGCGUGGAGCUCGUCCACGAGGAGCUGCAGAGGAUCAUCCAGCACUGCUCGUCCCACAGUACACAGGAACUGUUGCGCUUUCCCAAACUGCAUGAGUCAAUAGUAGAGGUGGUGACCAGUUUACUCAGGAAACGUCUUCCAAUCACCAAUGAAAUGGUCCAUAAUCUAGUGGCAAUAGAACUUGCGUACAUCAACACUAAGCACCCAGACUUCACAGAUGCUGCACAAGUGUCUGCUUCUGUCAACAGCCAACAGACUGAGUCACUAGAUGGAGGAAAGCGCUGGAAGAACGAUAAGAUGUUGUCGGAGGAAAAAGGCUCAGUGCCUGGAUUUGGAAGCCCUACCAAAGCAGUCAACCUAUUGGACACGGCCCUGCCGAUCUCUCGAAAGCUGAGUGCACGUGAGCAGCGGGACUGCGAGGUCAUCCAGCGCCUCAUCAAGUGCUACUUCCUCAUUGUGCGCAAGAACAUCCAGGACAGUGUGCCCAAAGCAGUGAUGCACUUCCUGGUGAACUUUGUGAAGGAGCGUCUGCAGAGCGAGCUUGUGGGUCAGCUGUACAAGCAGCCUCUGCUGCAGGAGCUGCUCAUUGAGUCUCAGGAAACGGCACAGCAGCGCACUGAGGUCGCCCACAUGCUGGAGGCGCUCCAGAAAGCCAACAACAUUAUCUCCGAGAUCCGAGAGACCCACCUGUGGUAGCCAGAUCUUCACGGCAGCGACACGUCGACGAGUGUGUGUGUUUACGUGUUCGUAUGUGCGUACGUCCAAUAGGUGUUUAAAUGCCUCCCAGAGCAAGCACAUCAAACGUACAGUCGGGUCCAUAAGUAUUUGGACAGCGACCCGAUUUUCGUCAUCUUUGCGUCCGUACACCACCGCAGUGGAUUUGAAAUCAAGAUGUGAUUGAAGUGUAGAGUUUCAGAUUGAAUUCGAGGGGUUUAACAACAACAACAACAACAACAACAAAAAAAUGUUAGGAAUUCCAGAUAUUUACAGCCAGGAAUUACAGUCCCUCUAUUUUCACAGGCUCAAAAGUAUUUGGACAAACCGACAUGCAGAACUAUUCGGAUUAUUUUUUACACUUGGAUGCAAAUCGUUUGCAGUCAAUGACCGCCUAAAGUCUGGAACCCAUGGACAUGGUGGUGUACCGAGGCAAAAUAACGAAAAUCGUGUCACUUUCCAAAUACUUAUGGACCUCACUGUAUUUGUAACCACUCAAUCUUUCAGGUACUUUCUGUUAUUGCUGUGCAAACACAGCUGUCUUUUAAAUAUGUAUUUGAGCAUGUGUGUGUGUAUGUGUGUGUAUGUGUGUGUAUGUGUGUGUAUGUGUCUGUAUGUGUGUGUGUGUGUGUGUGUGUGUGUGUGUGUGUGUGUGUGAAAGAAAGAGAGAGAGUCAGAGAACCGUAGGUCAGUAUGACAAGCCUGCUUAUUUUCCCCUGAAUUAAGAGACACUCUGAAAAUGCACUGAGCUUUAAGAGAAGCCCUUGAGCCGUAGAUGCUUUCUGACGAUCUCGAAAGAAAAUGACUCAAACUUGAAUUGUUUAUCUGCUAGAAUUUCUCAGAAAACACCAGACAGCUACAACCGCACUCAGAAGGUUUGUAGCGGACCGACCCAUAAUGACGAACACGGAUUAAGUCCGUUGUUUUUGUUUUGCUUUCGUGAGUACCGGAGCAUUUUUCAAUCUAAUAUUGGAUUUACCGCACCCGGAGCGUAAGUGUGAUUACCACAGAAUUCUGAGACGUUUUCCUGCACUGAGAAAAUAAUGGAAAAACGAAUGGCUGGAAAUAAACGUUGACUUGACUUGAGUUCAACAGGUUUAAGCGAACACGAUUUCUGUUCGUUUCUAAGCAUCGUCAUCAUUUCUAAGAAUCAUCUGCGGUAAUCACACACGCUACAGAGGCGAUAUGUAGAGAUUGAGGUUGAAACACUGGAGUAUUUCUUUUAAUCUAAGUUGUCGGUUUAAAUCUGUAGUUAAUAUUUUUCAGUUACGGUCUUGUAGCGCGUCAAAAGUAAGGAAUAAAACACACCAGGAUGUGCUGUUAAAUGCCUGAAAUGUGUUUUAUUCCUCUCAUACCACAGCAGUUUGCUAAUGAUUACAGUUUUUAAUUUAUUAUUGAACACCGCUUCAUACUUUUUAUCCGUUUAUAGUUACCGCUAAUGUCAUGGAACGUGCACGAAACAGGUUAGUGCCUGUUAUCACUUACAGUCCCCUCUGAAAGUAUUGGAACAGA